Messenger RNA from Maudiozyma barnettii, 1317 nucleotides. It is a transcript of the gene MCA1, whose product is annotated as Ca(2+)-dependent cysteine protease MCA1. The transcript has a single exon. NCBI's taxonomy places the organism in Eukaryota, Fungi, Ascomycota, Saccharomycetes, Saccharomycetales, Saccharomycetaceae. The record is from RefSeq and is a predicted model, not a curated record. Gene Ontology annotation, biological process: proteolysis. Gene Ontology annotation, molecular function: cysteine-type endopeptidase activity. The coding region runs from base 1 to 1317 and encodes 438 amino acids.
AUGUAUCCGGGAAACGGUAGGUAUACCUACAACAACAGCAACAACAACAAUAAUAAUAAUAACAAUUAUAAUGGAAAUGGUAAUGGUAACUAUGGUAGGCCUGCAAUGCCACCUCCAUCUAUGAACUAUAAUAACAGUACCCAAAUGGAUUAUAAUAGACCAUCUGGUCCUCCACCGAGUUAUAGUAACUAUAACAGUAAUAAUAAUUCUAAUGGGUCUCGGGGUAAUAACGAUCAGAAUAAUUAUAAUGGGUAUCAAAGACCAACGGGUGCCCCACCACAAUCAUUAAAUAAUCCAAGUUAUUCAGGUGCCCCAUCGAAUUAUUCACAACCUUCAAAUUUCCAGGCACCUCCAACGGUACCACAAUCGUUUAAUGGUAAUUUCACUAAUGAACAAUAUCAAUAUUCUCAGUGUACAGGUCGCCGUAAAGCAUUAAUCAUUGGGAUUAAUUAUAUUGGUACACAGAAUGCUUUGAGAGGUUGUAUUAAUGACGCUCAUAAUAUCUUUAACUUCUUAACUCAAUAUCAUGGUUAUUCUCCAGAUGAUAUUGUCAUUCUGACAGAUGAUCAAACUGAUUUGGUUAGAGUACCAACUAGAGCUAAUAUAAUUCGUGCAAUGCAAUGGUUAGUUAAAGAUGCACAACCAAACGACUCAUUAUUUUUCCAUUAUUCAGGCCAUGGUGGUCAAACUGAAGAUUUAGACGGGGAUGAAGAAAGUGGAUAUGAUAGUACUAUUUAUCCUGUGGAUUUCCAAUCUACCAGCCACAUAAUCGAUGAUGAAAUGCAUGAUAUAAUGGUGAAACCUUUAUUACCAGGUGUUAGACUAACUGCCUUAUUCGAUUCAUGUCAUUCCGGUACUGCUUUGGAUUUACCUUAUGUUUAUUCUACUAAAGGUGUAGUGAAAGAACCUAAUAUGUGGAAAGACGUUGGAGGUGAUGGUUUACAGGCUGCUAUGGCUUAUGCUACGGGUAAUAGAAUGGCUUUAGUGAGUUCUUUAGGGUCAAUGUUUAAUACUGUAAAGAAAGGUAUGGGUAACAAUGUCGACAGAGAGAAAGUAAGACAAAUUAAGUUUUCAGCAGCUGAUGUGGUAAUGUUUUCCGGUUCGAAGGAUAAUCAAACUUCAGCAGAUGCCAUUGAAGAUGGUCAAAAUACAGGUGCAAUGUCUUAUUCCUUUAUUAAAUGUUUAACCUUACAACCUUUACAAUCAUAUUUAUCCCUUCUUCAAAAUAUGAGACAAGAGUUGAGUAGUAAAUAUACCCAAAAACCGCAAUUGUCAGCAUCUCAUCCUAUGGAUGUUCAGUUACAAUUUAUAAUGUAA